AUGUCCACGUGGAAGAAGUUCUUCAAGUCGAAGGGCGGCUCACAUUUGAGCGGGUGGGGCAACAGCAGCAACGGAAAUAGCAGCAAUGGUAGUAAUAGUGCGGAUAAUGGAAGCACGAAUAAUAAUUCCAGCAUUCAUGAAAGCAGCAUUCACAACAAUGACAGUGGAAACGGCAGCGGCAGAGUAGGAACCCCCGUUUCGUCGAUUUCGGGUGCCGAAUCAGGCAGCAGCUCGUCGCCAGUGCCCAAAAGAGCCUCGCAGGCCACUUUGAACAAGGCAAUGCAGAAGAUGACUUUGGAGCCGGAAGUAAUUACGAAAAAUCUGGAAAGCACGGAUCCGGUGAUGGCAGAUGGCCCGGGGGAGUUUGGCGACGAGCCGGCGGAACAGAAGCACGCGGCAGUGUCGUAUCCACCCGGCUUACUUACCGUGAAGAUAUACUCUUCGAGGAAUUUGGAGAUUCCGGUGCCCAUGCGUGUCAAUAAGCAGAUUCUGGGCAAACUUGCCAGUUUGGGAGCAAAUGUGGACACACAAGAGAUGCAGACGAAGAUCGACGCGCUGAACGAGACGCUCGACGCGGCUGCCAGCACGAAUCUCUCGUAUUUUCUUCCUUCAACGUUGAAAAUCGGGUCUGGAGAGUCCAGAAAGCCGGAAUCAGGCGAAAAAUCGGCAGAUGCAGCAAAGCCGAUCAUCACCACCUACAGCUUGGUCUACUCGGUGGUGGAGGUCGAGAACAGCAGUGAGAGAAUCAGCUCUGUUGGCAACACGAUCGCCAGUACCCGUUUUAACAGUGUGACGACUUUUGAUGUGAGUUCUCCUCGCACAGCCACAGUGGCUGUGCACGUCUAUGUGCGAAUUCCGGGCUCUUUGCUGGAGUCCAACAAGCAGGAAGACUAUCUUUUGGGCACAGUGAGGUGGGAUCUCGCCUCAAGUUUGCAGAAAUUGCAGGAGAAAGGUCAGAAACUUGGGCUGGACGGAAAUAGUGGAGGAAGACCAGUCUCGAGACUCCUAAACCACGCCUGGCUCCACUUGAUAAACCCGUACACCGACAAGGAGAUCUCGGGCACGGUCAACAUCACGUUGGACUUCAAGCCUCUGUCGAAACACGCGAAACGCGGAAUGAGCAUCGAGGAUUUCGAUCUGCUCAAGGUGAUUGGUAAGGGGUCGUUUGGCAAGGUUAUGCAGGUGAGAAAGAAGGAUACGGGCAAGAUAUAUGCCCUGAAGUCGAUCCGGAAAGCACACAUUGUGAAUAAGAUGGAGGUGACGCACACUUUGGCGGAGAAAUUCGUCCUGAGCCGUGUCAAUUCACCGUUUAUCGUCCCGCUCAAGUUCGCAUUCCAGUCCAGCGAGAAAUUGUACCUCGUCUUGUCGUUUAUAAAUGGAGGGGAGCUCUUCUACCACCUGCAAAAAGCACGCAGAUUCCCGCUGAUAAGAGCCAAAUUCUACAUUUGCGAGCUUCUUUCUGCCAUCGAGACUUUACACUUCAUGAAUAUCGUCUACCGUGACCUCAAACCGGAAAAUAUCCUCUUGGACUACCAGGGCCACAUCGCCUUGUGCGAUUUUGGCCUCUGCAAGGUCAACAUGCGGCUCGAUCAAAAAACUAACACGUUUUGCGGCACUCCCGAGUAUUUGGCACCCGAAUUGCUUCUGGGUAAGGGUUAUACGCGAGCAGUCGACUUCUGGACGCUUGGCAUUCUUUUGUACGAGAUGUUGACCUCGCUUCCACCUUUCUAUGACGAGGAUGUCAACGUUAUGUAUCGGAAAAUCCUAAAUGACCCGCUAGUCUUCCCAGCUGGCUUUGAUAGCACCACUAAGGACCUAAUAACGAAGCUUUUGGUGCGCGAUCCAACCAAGAGAUUGGGUUUCCACGGUGUUUCUGCCAUCAAGACCCAUCCAUUCUUUAAGGAUAUCGACUGGAAUAAGCUCAACAGUAAGGGCUACAUUCCUCCUUACAAACCUCAGGUCAAGGACUCUCUGGAUAUCUCCAACAUCUCCUCUGAAUUCACCAACGAAAAGCCGAUGGACUCUGUUGUUGAUGAUUAUCUUAGUGAGUCUGUGCAGAAGCAGUUUGGUGGAUGGACUUAUGUUGGAAGUUUCAAUGGUCCCGAGAGUAGUUAG
Messenger RNA from Brettanomyces bruxellensis, 2115 nucleotides. RefSeq lists its product as uncharacterized. NCBI's taxonomy places the organism in Eukaryota, Fungi, Ascomycota, Pichiomycetes, Pichiales, Pichiaceae. The record is from RefSeq and is a predicted model, not a curated record. Gene Ontology annotation, biological process: protein phosphorylation. Gene Ontology annotation, molecular function: protein serine/threonine kinase activity; ATP binding. The transcript has a single exon. Bases 1 to 2115 code for a protein of 704 amino acids.